Messenger RNA from Orycteropus afer afer, 423 nucleotides. The record is from RefSeq and is a predicted model, not a curated record. Lineage: Eukaryota; Metazoa; Chordata; Mammalia; Tubulidentata; Orycteropodidae.
AUGGCCUGGAGCCCUCUCCUCCUCGAGCUCCUCUCUCACUGCACAGGUACCUUCGCCCAGUCUGUGGUGACUCAGCCACCCUCUGUCUCUGCAUCCCCGGGAGCAUCUGUGAAACUCACCUGCACCCUGAGCAGUGACAUAAGUGUGGGCAGCUACACCAUAAGCUGGUACCAGCAGAAGCCAGGGAGCCCUCCCCGGUAUCUCCUGUACUACUCCUCAAGUACAAGUUUGGGAUCUGGGGUCCCCAGCCGCUUCUCUGGAGGCAAAGAUGCCUCGGCCAAUGCAGGGCUCCUGCUCAUCUCUGGGCUGCAGCCUGAGGACGAGGCUGAUUACUACUGUAUGAUCUGGUACAACAAUGUUUCCACAGUGAAGCAGGCAGAUGAGGAAGUGGGACAAAAACCCCAGGCUUUUCAGUGUCUCUGA